ACGAUUCCACAUCACUCCCACAACAAUUCAGCUAACUCGAUAACUAUCCUUCUCAGAAAACCCCUUUUAAGACUUCAAAACCUUUCAUUCAAAAAUGUCGGGUCGUGGAAAGGGAGGCAAGGGUUUAGGCAAGGGAGGAGCCAAGCGUCAUCGUAAGGUUCUCCGUGAUAACAUUCAGGGUAUCACAAAGCCAGCAAUUCGUCGUUUGGCCCGUAGGGGUGGAGUUAAGCGUAUCAGCGGUUUGAUCUAUGAGGAGACCCGUGGUGUUCUCAAGAUCUUUUUGGAAAAUGUGAUUCGCGACGCUGUGACUUACACUGAGCACGCCAGAAGAAAGACCGUGACGGCCAUGGAUGUGGUCUACGCGCUCAAGAGGCAAGGCAGAACCCUCUACGGUUUCGGAGGUUAAGUUGUUAGAUGGUGGUUGUUUCAGGAUUUGGUUGUUGGACGGCUGAUUGUUAAUAGAUCUUGUCUCUAGAUCUAGAUCUGAUUACUAUGAUAGUUAUUUUGUCAGUAGCGUUGUGAUUCUGUAAUUCUCUGUUACAUGUUUUUAUGGAAUCAAUAUAAAUUUUAAUUUCCUUGAAA
Molecule: messenger RNA, 582 nt
Organism: Pistacia vera
Lineage: Eukaryota; Viridiplantae; Streptophyta; Magnoliopsida; Sapindales; Anacardiaceae
Product: histone H4
Exons: 1
Coding region: 95-406 (103 amino acids)
Biological process (GO): nucleosome assembly
Cellular component (GO): nucleosome
Molecular function (GO): protein heterodimerization activity; DNA binding; structural constituent of chromatin
Source: RefSeq, a predicted model, not a curated record